Paramecium sonneborni is the source of this 1215-nucleotide messenger RNA. The record is from the annotation of a GenBank genome assembly. NCBI's taxonomy places the organism in Eukaryota, Ciliophora, Oligohymenophorea, Peniculida, Parameciidae.
GUCUAAUAUAAAUUAAUUAAUGGCACGCAAAAGGGCUGACCCAGAUCGUUUCCAAGAAUACGAAGAAUUCAAAGAUCAUUCUGGUUUUACUAUAUAAGAGGACGGAGAUUAUAUAGAUUUCUAUUAUGACUAAUAUAAGGGUUGGUUUGAUGAGUAUGGUAAUUACUACAAUUCAAAUGGUGAACCAAGUCAACCAAAUUAGAAUAGCUUGAGAUUUUGGGAUUCCAUCAAAUAUAAAUGUAAUUAUAUUAUUAAGAGUUAUAGAUUAACAAGAUGAUAUAGAUAAUUUAUUAAAUCAAUAUGAAGAUGGGUCUGAUAGUGAAUAAGAUAUUGAAGAUGUUUAUGAAAGGUUUUUAAUAAGAUUUAUUAUAGAGAGUACCUUAUUAAAGCACAUAUGGAUAAACUUAUUAAGAGAUUAAGACAUUAUGGAGAUUAGGAAGAAAUUAAAAUUAGAUUUAGUCAUAAUAAAUGGAGUACUAAAGAUAAAGAAAUAAUCUAAUUAAUUGGUAAAUAAAAUGUAAAAUCUGUUGAAUUUGAUUAUAAAUUGGACACUAAAUUUAAAACUGGAACAGGAAUUAUAAUAGCCUUUAACAAAAAUUGUGCUUAACAAAUUAUUCAAUAUCAUGAUAAUGAAAUUAAUGGUUAUCCAAUCUUAUUUGAUAUUGAUGCAUUAGAUAACAAUGAUUCAGAUGAUGAAGUUGUUGGAGUUCAAACAGAAGAUCCAUUACUAUCAUAACCAUAAUAAUAGUAAUAAUAAUAACAACAACAAUAAUAAUAAUAGUAAUAAUAAUAACAAUAACAAUAAUAAGAAUAAUAAUAACAAUAAUAAUAACAAUAAUAAUAACAAUAAUAAUAAUAAUAAUAAUAAUAAUAAUAACAAAAAGAAGUUUGGGUAUAAGAAUUCUUAAUAGUUGAAGGAUUUCCAGAAAAAGAAACAGCUGAUAACAUUAAAUAAUGGUUGAGUAAAAAUAUAUUUAAUAAUUAAAAAAUUCACCAAGAUAAGAUAGAAAUAAAAACUAAAGAAAAGAAAGAAAAGGAAAAAGUUGUUGACAAAUAUUAGGCUGUGAAAUUGGAUUUAGGAUCAAGAGAAAAAAUAGAAGAGGCUAAAAUUUAAAUUGAUAAAUGUAAUAUGUAUCAAGGAAAGAGAAAGAUUUCCUAUUUCAUAUAUAAACCUCAAAAAUGAAAUUAUGAUUUAUUUAGUUUCUAUUAUAAUAA